This is a messenger RNA of Rosa rugosa (rugosa rose), 684 nucleotides long. RefSeq lists its product as uncharacterized. Bases 178 to 684 code for a protein of 168 amino acids. The transcript has 4 exons. The record is from RefSeq and is a predicted model, not a curated record. NCBI's taxonomy places the organism in Eukaryota, Viridiplantae, Streptophyta, Magnoliopsida, Rosales, Rosaceae.
ACCUGGAGCAGGAUAGCCUCUGUUCAGGCGGGGAAACAAAAGGCAAUAGCAGAGGAGACUUCUGAGGGAGAGUCUUCGCAUGAUGAAGAUCCCGCUGAGGCCACUGCUGUCUUUGCUUGCAAACGCGAUCGAGCUCAAUUCGUCGAAGAGAGUUUUGAAGAUGACGAACCUCUGGGAAUGCGAUUGGUCCGUCAAAGGACCACUAAUCCCUCUCGCCUGAGCGAGGCUGGACCCUCAGCCACUGCAGAAAAGCCAACUCUCUCGCUAGUUCAAGCAUCAACUAACCCCGUGGCGCCUCUUCCGUCUCCCACAUCUACAGAGCAUCUGCAAGGUCCUACCAUUCUAAUAACGAUCUCCGAUGACGACUCCUCGGAGCAUGAAAGUGUGGAAAGCCACUCUGAGGAUUCUGCCGCUUAUGAGGAACUGAUGACGACAGAGAUUCUCGCGGCACUAAAGGUCCAAGAGGUGAAUGAAGUGAGGCCUCUUCCUCUUGGUGACCACGUACCAGAUAUUGACCCGACAACUCGAGAGGUAAGCCACUGUCCAUCAGAGGACCACUGGUCCCUCUUGCCUAAGCGAGGCUGGAUCCUCGGUUGCCGCAGGGUAAAUGGCCUCUUGGCAAAUUCAGGCGCCUCCGCCCCCUGCAAUACCGGUGCCCGUUGUGGUGAUACCGGUUUCCGAUGA